AUGUUCAAAAAGAUCCAUUCUAUAUUUCAUCCCAACUCCCAGCAAAGAAACGUGACAGAUGACAUCCCUUACUGUGAUGGCGCAGGUUCUGCAGUGAGACUGAUCCGCAGCACCUCUAUGUACGCCCUUGGAGGUGAGCAUGAAAAAGUUAGUGAACCGCUAAAGAAAUGCAGAAGUACAACCAGCAUCGAUUCUUGCUUUCAGCCAAAAGAGGAAGACAGAGACUGGAUGUACUCUAAGACUCAGGACUGCCUGAAGUACCUACAGGAUCUGCUAGCCUUGAGGAAAAAAUAUCUUGAAAACAUCAAUAACUUGAAAUCCAUGCAUAUGGCUGCAGAUUCUCCAGCAUCCACAAGAUCAUCCAAAACUGGAAAAAAGUCAUUUCUUCCACUUCCUUCCAAAGAGUCUCCUAAGGCAUCCAUGGAAAGGAAAUGUCCACAGUCCAGUUCAGAUGUAAGAGAAGCAAUAGCUUUCUUUGACUCAGUCAUUGCAGACCUGGAUUCAGAGAGAUGGCGGAGAGCUCCUGAUGUGGAUCUGCCAAAUGUGGAUGUUGAUUUUGAUGUUGCUACCAGUACGAGUGAACACAGUUUGCAUUCAAACUGGAUCCUUCGUGCUCCCCGGAGAUACUCACAGGACACUGCCCAAGCAGCUAAGGCUGCAAACCAAUCUCAAAGAAACAGUCAGCGGAGGACCACUGGCUCUAGGAAAAGGUUGGAAAGGCAUCCCAUGUACUUGCCCAAAGCUGUGGAAGGGGCAUACAGCACUUUAAAAUUUAAGCCUAAAACACGCAAGAAAGAAUGUUGA
Molecule: messenger RNA, 804 nt
Organism: Hirundo rustica (Barn swallow)
Lineage: Eukaryota; Metazoa; Chordata; Aves; Passeriformes; Hirundinidae
Gene: C2H13orf42
Product: chromosome 2 C13orf42 homolog
Exons: 3
Coding region: 1-804 (267 amino acids)
Source: RefSeq, a predicted model, not a curated record